AGGCGUAUGGUGACUAUUAACGUCUUUACAUUGGAUCGAAUGUUUAAAAUUAUAAGACAUUAUUUCACUUUGUACAUGUUAUGUGGUUGGUUUGAUUGCUGUUUAUUGGCACAUACUGUAUUGUGGAAAGUCACAGAUAGUGGAACAGUUUGAAACAAGACCCCAUCAGGCCUGCCAGAGUUUGAAGACAAAAACAUUGUUGGAUCUGGUGGGAGAUUCACUCCUGAGGUGUUAACGUUAAAUCAAAAUGCAACAGAGGCUUCUUUCACAAGUGAUUUGUCAUGCCCACAAACAUUAUUGGAAAGUUUGUAGAUGCAGCAGCAUUGGUUCUGAAAAGACGAUAAAUAUUGAUAGACGAAGGCUUCACAGUUCCAGUUUGCUUUGCCGUAAACAAAGUAAUGUUGUGAACGUAUUUGAUCGCCACACAAAAUUGCUCCAGAGGGAAAGAGCUGCAAAGAAUCCAGAUGUUGCUGUGUACGACUAUUUGAAAGAAGAGGUGGGAUAUCGUCUUUCUGACAGAAUCUUAGAUAUCAAAAGAGAAUUGAAAGUGGGUCUGGAUCUUGGUACUGGUCGAGGACACGUUGCUAAAAACAUAAUCCAUGGUACUUUAGAAUAUCUGUACAUGAGUGAUAUGUCCCCGGCUAUGGUAGAGAGUGCACAAACUCCAGAAGAUGUCACUUUCAAGAAAAUGGUCUUUGACGAGGAAGAGACCUUUCCAUUUGAUACGGAGUCCUUAGAUCUCGUUAUAUCCAAUCUGAACCUUCAUUGGGUCAAUAAUUUACCUGGGUGUUUGAGGGAAAUCAACCGAGUGCUGAAGAAAGAUGGUGUAUUCUUGGCUUCUGUUUUUGGUGGGGACACGCUGUACGAGCUGCGGUCGUCCUUGGUCCUUGCAGAGUUGGAAAGAGAAGGGGGUUUCGCUCCACAUAUAUCGCCAUUUACCGAGAUACAGGAUAUUGGAGCGCUGCUGAGUUCGUGUGGCUUCACAAUGCUUACCAUAGACACGGAUGAAAUUGUAGUGGGAUACCCAUCCGUCUUUGAACUGAUGUUUGAUCUUCAGGGAAUGGCAGAAAGCAAUGCCAACAUUAAAAGGAAGGCUCUGAUUCAUCGAGACACCCUCCUUGCUGCAAGUGCUAUUUAUCAAGAAAUGUAUGGGAAUCAAGAUGGAAUACCAGCAACAUUUCAAGUUAUAUACAUGAUUGGUUGGAAGCCGGAUCCUAGCCAGGUUGUUUCUCAAGCAGAGCGUGGAUCAGGACAAGUGUCGCUCAAAGACUUGAACAGAUUGAACGAAAUGGUGAAGGAAGCAGGGAUGGAAGGUCGAAUAAAAUUCAUGGAAGAACUGACUGGAGACAAGGAUAAGUAAAGUGAAUAAAAAAGUACAAAAAUCUCCAUUGUUUACUACUAUGAAAAGUGUGAAUUUGACUUAAUUUUGAUGGCAUUUUGAGUUUUGAAACUACUAUCUGCAUUUCACAAAUAAGAAAAAUAGUCCGGUAAAAACAAUAUGAUUUCGGAAAUUGUAAUUUAAAAGCUUCUAAUACCAGGCAAUUUUAAUUUAAAAGCUUCUAAUACAGGCAUUUUUUUUCUCUUUUUGCAAUGCUGAAAAAUAUAUAUAUGGCAUGAAACAGAUCAUGGAGACUGACUGGAACUGUUGUAUCAUAUUGUUGUAUUUAGUACUUUGUACGCCACAUGUCUGAUGUGUGUAGUGGUUGUAAAAGUCCUCUGUAAAUACAGUAUAUUUUAUGUGCAUGUGUAAAAAAAACAUUGUGUACAAAUGAACAAGGCUUUACAUUUUUUUUUAAAUACGAAACUUAUACAUUACGUGUAGCUUUGUUGUACUGUAUAGCACAAUGUAACUUUUCUCACUAUAAAAAAGUUUUCAAUUACGUAUUUAACUGAAGUUUUUUAUGUAGGAUUUUCAGACAUUGUUAAGACUCCUAUUUUUUCUCCUUUUUCUGUAGGUACCUACGUAAUGUAUAUUUUUGCUCUAUACAGUCCAUUGAUUUUUUUACGGAAAAAUAAAACUGUUGAAUUAU
Macrobrachium nipponense is the source of this 2030-nucleotide messenger RNA. RefSeq names its product arginine-hydroxylase NDUFAF5, mitochondrial-like. NCBI's taxonomy places the organism in Eukaryota, Metazoa, Arthropoda, Malacostraca, Decapoda, Palaemonidae. Gene Ontology annotation, molecular function: S-adenosylmethionine-dependent methyltransferase activity. Gene Ontology annotation, biological process: mitochondrial respiratory chain complex I assembly. Gene Ontology annotation, cellular component: mitochondrion. The transcript is spliced from 11 exons. The record is from RefSeq and is a predicted model, not a curated record. The coding region runs from base 248 to 1360 and encodes 370 amino acids.